AUGGCAUCCAACCAGCCACAGGGCAAACCAUACACCAGCUUACUCGAGGAAAAUGGGAACUUUGGUGACAUGUUUUGGAAGAGCGACGACAAAAAGCGAAAGGAGCGUGGCAGCAACACAUGUGAUUCUUGCUCGAUGGUGGUCAAUUGCGGAGGUGUGAGCGGUGGUGUGGAGAAUGUGCAGGUCGACGCCGGACAGCACCAGAAGAGGACUGGUGACAAGAGCGUAGGAAAGAGGAAUCCUAGUCAGGGCGAUUCCAAGAAUUCGCUCUAA
This is a messenger RNA of Exophiala oligosperma, 273 nucleotides long. RefSeq lists its product as uncharacterized. Bases 1 to 273 code for a protein of 90 amino acids. The transcript has 2 exons. Lineage: Eukaryota; Fungi; Ascomycota; Eurotiomycetes; Chaetothyriales; Herpotrichiellaceae. The record is from RefSeq and is a predicted model, not a curated record.